Rhipicephalus microplus (southern cattle tick) is the source of this 8973-nucleotide messenger RNA. RefSeq names its product sialin. Gene Ontology annotation, cellular component: membrane. Lineage: Eukaryota; Metazoa; Arthropoda; Arachnida; Ixodida; Ixodidae. Gene Ontology annotation, molecular function: transmembrane transporter activity. Gene Ontology annotation, biological process: transmembrane transport; monoatomic anion transport. The record is from RefSeq and is a predicted model, not a curated record.
UUGGGUAUGCUACUGCUGCUACCAGUGCACGCAUGUGUUUGUAUGGGAUUCGUGCGAUAACGCUAGGUGUGUACCGCAGACCCAAACAACCGUCCAAGGCCGCGUAAGCGCGCGAUUGUUCCGGGAAGCACAGUUGAACAGCACCGAGGUAAAAACAGCAUCGUUUCAGCGUUCUUGGGGCCAUCUGCGAAUCACGAUGGAAUCGCAAGAAGACGUUCCUAACAUCGCUGUUCUCACACAACGGAGACGGCUUCAAGUGCGUCAUCUCAUGCUGUUCAUGAUCUCUUUCGGCAUUUUCUUGGUUUACUCCAUGAGGGUGAAUCUCAGUGUGACCAUCAUUGCCAUGGUCAACACCACAGCCACGCAGGGCAAUCAGAGCAAAGUGUUGACGUCUGAGUGUCCUCUUUCGCCUGCCAGUGGCUCUUCGCUCUCCAAUCAAAGCGACAUUCCUAUUGGGGAGUUCCUCUGGGACCAAGAAACACAAAGCUAUGUGCUCAAUGCCUUCUUUUAUGGGUACAUCGUGACUCAAAUCCCUGGAGGCUGGCUCUCCGAAGUUAUAGAUCCGGGAUGGAUCUUUGUUGGAGGAAUCGGCGUCACUUCUCUUCUCACGCUUGCCACAGCCUUAGUCGCGAGAGCCAGCUUUGCUGCAUUCCUCGUCCUUCGAGUUCUUGAAGGAAUAGCAGAGGGCGUGACCUACCCGUCCAUGUAUGCCUUGCUUGCCCGGUGGUCACCAAUUGGUGAGCGAAGUAUGAUGACCAGCGUGAGCAACAUUGGCAGCCUUCUGGGUACCGUGGUCACGCUACCCCUAGCAGCUGUGCUCUGCAAGCAUGGUUUUGCGGGAGGCUGGCCAUCUGUCUUUUAUCUCACAGGCCUCUUAGGUGUAGUAUGGUGCAUAUUUUGGAUCCUCCUUGCCUCUGGCAGUCCUGAAAAGCACAAGUUCAUUUCAGCAGAGGAAAAAUACCAUAUAAUUACUUCUCGAGACGCCAUCUUCUCGGUGCACAAGCCUGUGCCCUGGCUUAGCAUACUGACAUCGAGGGGAGUGUGGCUCUGUGCUUUUGUCAAGUUUUGUGCAAGCUGGACAUUUUACACCUUGCUCACGGAGCUUCCGAGCUAUCUUUCCAACGUGCUACACUUUGAUAUUCAAAAGAAUGGUUAUAUGAACGCCAGCAUAUACCUGGGCCAGGCGUUUGUCGGGAUUCUAUGUGGCUGUCUGGCUGACAGGCUUCGCAAGAAAGAAGUCCUCAGUGUAACUGCCGUAAGAAAGACUUUUGAGGGCCUAGGUCUUUGUGCAAUUAGUGUCGGACUUGUUGGAUUGACGUUUGCUCGGUGCAAUUGGGUUGCGGCCUAUGUGAUGCUUCUGCUCUCCAACACGUGUGCUGGUGUUCUCUAUGGUGGUGAUGCUGUCUUGCCCAUUGACCUUGCACCUGAUUUUGCUGGUGCUGUCAUGGGGCUCGCAAACUGCAUUUCCAAUACCGCCGGCAUUUUCGCGCCACUUGUGGUUGGAUACCUAACGGAAAACAAUGAGACCAUUGAGCGAUGGAACGCAGUGUUUUACAUUGCCGCCGCGGUGUGCAUGCUGGGAUGCCUGGCGUUCUUGAUGUUCGGCACGGCGGAAGUGCAGCCCUGGGCCCACGCGCCGGUGACCUCUUUCCAGAACCAGGGGGCUGUGCUCAUUGCAAGCGACGAACUCCUCAAUGACGAUCCACUAGAGGGCUCGAAGGCUACACGAUCCACUUGACAUCGACAGUAUCCAUCACUGCACCACACAGUGGGGAUGAGGAUAAUGGCCUGCUUCGUUGGUGCUCAUUGAUUUUUUUUUCUCUCCGACUCUUGCGGGAGAGAAAAUCGUGUUCUUGCCAAUGUACUGUGAUACCAACGGACAUUCUUUAUACACGUGACACUGGGUUCCUCGGCCUCCUCCUAAUAACAGCUUUCAAAGCUUUGCUCGUUAAGUGCACAAGAGCCCAUUUCGGUUUUUAGAGCGCACAGUAAUGCAUUCGUUGCAUUCGUUAAAUCUCUUACACUGCUGAAGUGAUGCAUUCGUUGCAUUCGUUAAAUCUCUUACACUGCUGAAGUGUUCUUGGUAGCGUGGCUAUCGCAUGCGUCCUCUACUUUUCUCAAAGUUUCGCACGAAAGCUGUUUGCCUGUCGGGAUUUUCACCGCAGUAAUGUCAGCACUUUUGUCUCCUGCAUUUUUAUACCCAAUGCAUUUUUUAGAAUCCCUCGUUAAUGCAUGUAAUUAAUUUUAAAUGACUGUCACACUAGUCAUUAGGUCAUAGAACAUGUGACCCGAUGGUGUGCACUGUUACAGUGAACUUUGUCUGCCACCGGGUGUCACCUUUCACUGCUGUGUGUUUUUGUACUUUGGAAACAGUUUACACAUAUGCAUUCUAUAUAUUUUGCUUAGUGUAGAGAUUUAUUGUUGUAUUAAUUUAAAAAUCAUGUCUAUGGUUGAAUUUCGGUGGUCGAUCAGCAGUCUACUGUACUCUGUACCAGGAAGAGAGGCAUCAGUUAGAGCACAUAAUUGGCAUGUCCUCAUUGAAUGAGUAAAACAUGAUACGUGACUCAUAUCAGGGGCUGGCAGAUGGUUGUAGCUAUCUGCAGUGAUGCCAUUCGUAGGUCACUCAAGCGAAAUGUUUCAACUACGGCUUGGACAGUUUUACAAUUGACAUUUAAAACAAAGAGCGCCGUAUUUGUGUUGACAUAGAACCAUCCAAUUAAGUGUUUUCUGAAGUGUUACACAUUUUGUAAUGUUUUGUAACAUCUAUUCUGCAAGGAGAGCAGGCCAGCGUUAUUAUAACUUCUAGCAACAAUUAUUCGCAUGACUGUGUACAACUUCUAAGCAGGCAUUUCAAGAAGCUCGAGAGGUGAUUGCUCGAGUAACCUGCUUCAAGUGAGCGAUUACAACUAUGCGCUAUAACUCUAAGUCGGUUGGCAAAACACGCAUUGUUGUCUUUAGAGUGAAAUACUCUCAUCCCAAAUGGCCUCGAAGAUUCUCAUUUUUUUUCUUUUCCUCUGGCAAAAGUAGCAAUUAUUUUAUGUGCGUAUGAUUAUAUCUGCACCAUGGCUUCUUUCAGUGUUACUUCUUUAAUAGCCUUUAUUUUAACAUUACGUGCAGAGGCUGUUCAGCAUGGACGCUUGUUAGAAAGGCUGCAAUUUUGAUAAUGUGUGUGCACAUGUGCAAGUAGUUGUAUUGUAAAUACGGAGCACAGGCAUUGUUGGCAUGUUCUCAAAAUGGUUGCAGCAGAUGCUACAGAUCGAGCUGUGCUUCAUUUUUAGCCCCUUUUUGAACCAGCAGCUUGGUUUGAAAAUAGGUACUAAUCCUUAAAGUUUUCAUCAUCUUAAAAUUUCACCAUCAUCAUCAGCCUGACUACACCCACUGCAGAGCAAAGGCCUCUCCCAUGAGCCGCCAAUCAACCUGAUCUUGUGCUCUCCGCUGCCACGUUAUACCUGCGAACUUUUUAAUCUCAUCGGCUCACCUAACAGUGCGUUUGCCUUCUCUGGGAAUCCAGUUAGUUACCCUUAAUGACCAGCGGUUAUCCUGUCUACGCGCUACUUGCCCGGUUCAUGUCCAUUUCUUCUUGUUGAUUUCAGCUAUGAUAUCCUCAACCCCUAUUCGUUCCCUGACCCACUCUGCUCUCUUCUUGUCUCUUAAGGUUACACCUGUCAUUUUCUUUUCCAUCGCUCGCUGCGUUGUCGUCAAUUUAAGUUGAACACUCUUGUGCGCCUCCAGUUUUCUGCUCCUUUGGUAAGUACCGGCAAGAUGCAGCUGUUAUAUACCUUCCUCUUAAGGGCUACUGGUAGAUUGCCAUUCAUCAUUUGAGAAUGCUUGAUGAAUGUGAUCCAGCCCAUUCAUAUUCUUAUAGUUAUUUCACUUUCAUGGUUCGGCUUCACAGUUACUACCUGUCAGAAGUAGAUAUAUUCCUUUAGAACUUUCAGCGUCUCUCCACCUAUCGCAAAAGCCUUUUUUUUUUCCAAGACCGUUGCACAUUGCUUUAGUUUUGUGCAUAUUGAUUUUCAGACCUACCUUUCUGCUUUCCAUGUCCAGUUCACUAAUCAUGAGCUGUAAUUCGCUUCCUGAGUCACUCAUGAAGGCAAUGUCAUCAGCAAAUUGCAGGUUAUUAAGACACUCUCUGUUAACUCUUAUCCCUAGCUCUACCCAAUCCAGGGCCCUGAAGACCUCCUGUAAACAGGCAGUGAAUAGUAUUGGAGAGAUUGUGUUUCCCUGCCUUACACCCUUGCUAAUUUGGACUCUUUCACUUUCUUUACGGAGAACUAUGGCGGCUGUGGAUCCGCUGUAGAUUUCUUCCAGUAUGUUUGUAUAGGGUUCAUCAAUGCCUUGAUUCUGUAGCGCCUGCAUCACCGCUGAUGUCUUAACUGAGUCAAACACCUCAUAAUCUAUGAAGGCUAUGUAUAGGGGUUCGUUGUAUUCUGCGCAUUUCUCUAUCACCUCAUUGAUAGUAUGAAUGUAGUCUACUGUGGUGUAGAACCAAGUAACCCUCUAAUACCGGUGUCACAUGGGCACUUUUAAUCACGAUCAGGGCGAUCCGGAUCAGUUUUCUUGAUCGCUAUCAACUUUAUGACCGCUGCUACAUGGCCCAAGCUAAUCCGGUUCGAGCUUAGGUCAGAUGAAAUGCCCCCAAGUGACAUUUGCGUGCCGUAAACCAUGCCACUGACAAAACUCGGCGUACUGUAUAUCUAUAGAGCUCUUUAUCAGCAAUGUUGCCUAUUCUUGCAAGAACUGCUCCAACGUCAAAAAGUUCGCAUGCCACUAGAAUAUGAUUUCAUAAAUCCAUCAUUCGAUAAAAUUUUCUUAGCACUUACUUGUAUUGCUGUGUGAGAUUCUUAACCUUCGCUUUUAUUUCUGAUGGCCCCCGCUCGUAGCCGUGUAGUAACAGUGAAGCUUCACCCUCGUUGUACGCGCCAGUGUUUCACUUCUCUCUCCUCAAGUCUGUUCCAGUCGCUCCUGCCAGCGGCCAAUCACAUUAAAGGUCUCUUCAUUCUACCACGAAGUGCAUGUACAUUGUGAUGCAGUCGAAAGGCUUGCGACACUCAUAAUCAGUUUGCUUCUAGGUGCUCCAACAGCUUCGACAGGGCGGGAGUUGAAAUAAGCGCCGAAGGCAACGGUCGACUGCUGGUCGUCUGCUUGUCGUCUGCUUCUCCCGUAAUGUAUACAUGCGGUCGAUGUGAAUCUUAAAAUAUGCAUUACUUGCAGAUAUUAUUUUAAUUUAAACAGUUUAGAAUUUGUUUUUCUUUAUGAGCAUCUAGCUGUUUUAAAGUGUUUUUAUUGAACUAUCCCCGAUUUCUUGUUUAUUGUGCUUUCAACAAACUCGGCUAGGGAGUGCAGAUGACAGCAAAAUCGCGAUCUCUCAGGCAGAUCACGAUAGUCUUGAUCCCGAUCAGGCCUGUUCGGGAUUAAAUGUGAACUUGUAGCAGCACCUAAUCUUGAUUGUGGUUAAUCCAGAUUGACACUGAUCACGAUUAAAAGUGCCCGUGUGACACUGGUAUAAGUUUCGUUGAGAGCCUAAUCUGCCUGCUCCUCCUUUUUUCAUUAUUGUUUUUGUUGGCCUUCCACUACAAUUCUAUUCUAUUUAAAUAUAGGUGAGCAAAGGUAACAGCAAGCUUUUAAUUACCAUUUUUAACUGGGACAUUAUGUCAUUUCAUUCAGAAGGGCAGAUGGAAGAGAAUAUGGCAGGCGUGAUGCUGAUAGAUAAGCAAGUGGAAGUAGGCAUUAUGGAGCAAAUGUUGGUUGCUAAAACAUUCAUCAAAAUUUAGGUGUAAAAUUGGCAGCCUUUGUAAUGCAUAGAACAGAUUACGUGUAGUUUACGGUAUUUCCGCUAUUGAUGCCAUGGUUAGGGAAACACAGGAGAGGAUAUGACACUAUACUGCAAUGUACUUACAGCUAUAGAAUGACUGUUGCUGAAGUAUGUCAACUCUAUAUUAUGGGGUACGGCCUUCAUUCUAUAUUUCACAUGAAAUAGGAUGACAAAAACAAACUUCCAACAAAUGUUGGCUGUAAUUCUGCAUGGGAAGCACCCUCUUUUUUUCAAUCGGAUUUUGCUUUUUCUGUAGGUUUAAUAUGUUGAACCACUUCAUUUAAUGUUGUCAAAAGGUAGAGCAUUCACCGCAACAAUGUGAGAAAUAUAAUAUUGUGCUGGAUUAGCACAUCACAUGUAUAAAAUUGUAAAUAGAGACUAUAGCUAUGAUGCCCCAGAAAUGGUGUAAACAUAAAAAUAUGGUGUAGCAGUGUUACCUAAAUUAUCAACCAUUGCUCGUUCAAAAAGAUCGAUUUAACUCAAAAACUUUAGCAUGGCAACAUGUUUAAACAAUGGAAUGUCGAUAAAUUAUGCAGCAAAUUUUUUAAAUUGUGAUGGUAACUUUUUAAGCAUAGUAUGCCUUGACGUUCAUUAUUUUAUGUUGGGCCAAGUAAAAAUGCUGUUUCAGUGUACAAGUCAUUUAAUAGCAGAGGUUUUGGUUGAAUGUUCAGCUAUGCAGCUUUCCUGUGUUGUUGAAAUUUGGCCAAGAAUUGCUGUGAUCUAAUUCAUUGAGAAAAAAAAAAAAACAUGCACGCACAGUUAUGUCAUUGGUACAUUUAUUUGAGUGUGUAAAUAUGAGAAGGAAUUUCAGAUAGUUUUAUUUUAUAUCUAUCUACAUUUUAUUUUUUUGUUGUUGAUUAACCAUGCAUUCUCGCUCAACAAAUGGAGGACACUUAGAAUAAUAAUUUCUUGCAGUGUUCCCAAUCGGUCAUGUUGUGUGCCUACCAUUUCUGUUUUGAUGACUGCUAUUUUCAUUUUUUGUUGUGACAUCAAAGAAAUCAGUAGGAGAGUGGUUUACAAUGUCUUUCUCGCAUCAUGCAUCCUGCACUAUCUUUACAUUCUUUCACAUGUAUGUACAAAUGCAUAUUAAAGGGCCAGUAAACAACCCUAACGUCCAAAAACUGUUGUAAAGACAAAUAUGUGCACUUUUACUUUGUGAACAUGCUGCCGCAAGAAUUUCACAAAUUCGUGCUAUACGUAUUAAGGAAGUUACAGGGGCUAGAACAUCGCGUUCGGCUGGUUUCAAAUUUUCACGCGGCCUCGCCAUCCUUCUCCUUCAGAGGGAGGGGAAGGCAUGGCCCAUCCUCAUGACUCUGUCGGCUUCGGCAAUGUGACAAGACGUCAGCAAUUGACGUCAUUGGUGAACUUGAUCAAUCGCAACGUCGCACUUCCGCUUGCUGUGAUGCCUGGUUGUUUACUGUUUACCUAGUGCCGAUGCUUCUUCGCAGCCCAGUCAUUCGAUUUGCAGCCGACAAUGAUUUGCAGCAAAACUGCAUUCCAAAACUGGACAUGAAGUUGGCUUGAUUUUUAUGGAGUUUGAUAUUUUGGGAGUGGACUGUGGCGCCACCUGGAAGCAGCAACACAAAAAACAAAAAUAAUACGCUUAAUAGUGGGUGUGUUGGUCAACAGGUGGCACGAAAAUCUGCUUACUACCAAAAACUGGGUCAGUGAAGUGUCCCAAUUACGAUGCAUGGAGCCUAUGGGGAGUUUUGCAACUCAUAUGAUUGAAUAGCUCUAUCGUAGCUGUGGUGGGAACAGGAACUGUCGUUGACUUCACUACUGUUUGUUGAGACCUGGUUUAGACCAAUAGACGAGCUGCUUGCUGCGUCACGUCGCUGAUCGCUGAGUUGUCGUCACUGUGUGUGCAAGGAGCAUUGGCCAGGUGUAGGAAAGAAUUGCGGAAAUUGUGUUUUGAAAUGGAGGCUCUGUGUGGCGCGCAGCUUUGUAAUAUUCAGAAAAUGUGAUCACUGCGGUCUUCUCUACGAGUUACCGAGCUUGUUUGCGGGAUGUAAAAAAAAAGCCGGAGCCUGUUUACUGGCCCUUUAUAAAGGUAUAUACCAGUUGCUCUGACUGUGUUGUGUAGAUUUCUAGUGGUGGAAUGUCUGGGUUCUGAAAAUCCAAUGAAAAAAAAGGCUUGAGUUUCCUUGCGCACUUGCACUGUGCUUUGUGGUCAGCUUGCGUUUCCAGUGUUGAUAGGCGUUUUAUUGCUCGUGCCUGUGGCUUGUGCAUAGGGCUCUUAAUAUAUUUAGUUGCACAAAAUAUUUGAUAUUCGCUAAUGUUUCUGCUGCAUCGUGAGGCAGUGCUAUGGGGUAAAGCCUUUCUUAUUGCUUUUGUAUAUCUUCUUGUUAUUAUGACUACUACAAUGGCUCCUCGAGAACUUCUUGUUUCUUUUGAAAAGAAUAAAUUAUUUUUGUGGGAUGUAGCACUGGUUAUUAAAGCACUAGGCACAGUGUAAAUUUUCACAUUAUCUGAGACAAGUGUAGCAGGAAGAUCUGGAAAAGAUGGCAUUUAUUUCUGCAAAACCAUGUUUACUGUAGGCUGGUUGAAGUGAUCCGCAAAUAGAUCUGAUGAGCUGCUUUUUUUGUUAUUUUAAUGUUGCUACCAUGCAUUUUAUUUGCUUUCUUUCUCUUUCGUUCAAUAGGUCUAUUAUUGACUGAUUAAGUGAACUAACUUUUGACACACACAUUGUUGUUUUACACAUUCUUGCAUGUUUAUGUGAUAUCGAAACUUGUUUGGACUGCAAUAAUGUAUGAGUGUUUGAGUGUCUAGCAUGUACUGUUGAUCGCGGGAGUUUGCGGGAUACACAAGCUUAGGGUGAAUCACCAUGCCGCGUUAUGCGACUCCCUUCACCAGUUUCCAGGCACCCAUGCCAAAGGAUACGAGUUGGCAAUGGAGCAGUCGCUCAUAAACACUUCACUGCAGUUCAAGUAACAGAAAUUCGUUGCCGAAUUUCAAUUGUCAAAACAGUAACUUUUGCACAACAGCGUGUACCACAGAUGCAAGCAGACAAUUGUAUCCUUGGUGUUUGUUUAAAGCACCAGUUGACAUUGCCUAUGUUGUUUGUUGACAGUCUUGCAUUUUUAGUCUAACUUUCAUGAAGCCCUUGCACAUUGAUGAAGUUCCUGCUGUUUACUGCAUAAUAAAAAUAUUUAAGUUAA